GCGAGGUAGCAGAGGUGUGGACGAAGGGAGGGAGCAACAGCAGCAGGGAUCUCCGCAGUUUGGAACAGAGGGAGAGAUCCCUAUAGUGGUGCAGAGUCACAGGAGCCACAGGGAGAGUCGAGGGGACAUGGACCGAGACAAGGAGUAUGUUGGAUUUGCCACCCUCCCCAACCAGGUCCAUCGCAAGUCAGUGAAGAAAGGGUUUGACUUCACUCUUAUGGUUGCAGGAGAGUCAGGUCUUGGGAAAUCCACACUAAUUGACAGUCUCUUUCUGACAAACCUCUACAAGGAACGAAUCAUCCCAAGUGCCGAAGAGAGGAUCACAAAGACCCUGGAGAUUACGAAGCAUGGUGUGGACAUCGAGGAGUGCGGGGUGAGAGUCAAACUGACAGUGGUGGACACUCCGGGUUUUGGAGAUGCUGUAGACAAUUCCGAAUGCUGGAAGCCAAUCGUUGAAUACAUCGACGAGCAGUUUGAGCAUUACUUCAGGGAUGAAAGUGGCCUUAAUCGCAAGAACAUCCAGGACAACCGGGUCCACUGCCUCCUGUACUUCCUCUCUCCUCUGGCCCAUGGGCUGAGGCCACUGGAUGUAGAGUUCAUGAAGGCAGUUCACGAGAAGGUCAACGUGGUUCCCAUCAUCGCCAAAGCCGACACCCUCACCCCCUCAGAAGUGCAGAGGGCCAAGCUGAAGAGCAGGAACAACACGGAGUGA
This is a messenger RNA of Hypanus sabinus (Atlantic stingray), 712 nucleotides long. Its product is annotated as septin-4-like. Gene Ontology annotation, biological process: cytoskeleton-dependent cytokinesis; regulation of exocytosis. The transcript has 7 exons. Bases 128 to 712 code for a protein of 194 amino acids. NCBI's taxonomy places the organism in Eukaryota, Metazoa, Chordata, Chondrichthyes, Myliobatiformes, Dasyatidae. Gene Ontology annotation, molecular function: GTPase activity; GTP binding; molecular adaptor activity. The record is from RefSeq and is a predicted model, not a curated record. Gene Ontology annotation, cellular component: synaptic vesicle; microtubule cytoskeleton; septin complex.